This is a messenger RNA of Aphis gossypii (cotton aphid), 1116 nucleotides long. It is a transcript of the gene BORCS5, whose product is annotated as BLOC-1-related complex subunit 5. NCBI's taxonomy places the organism in Eukaryota, Metazoa, Arthropoda, Insecta, Hemiptera, Aphididae. Gene Ontology annotation, biological process: organelle transport along microtubule; lysosome localization; positive regulation of anterograde synaptic vesicle transport. The coding region runs from base 192 to 983 and encodes 263 amino acids. The record is from RefSeq and is a predicted model, not a curated record. The transcript is spliced from 4 exons. Gene Ontology annotation, cellular component: synaptic vesicle membrane; BORC complex; cytoplasmic side of lysosomal membrane.
GAUAGAUUCAAUAACUUCGUAGUUCGUAAUACUUGCGAUCUGGAGUUCUGCAAUAAUUCUAACUUCUAAGUACAUUUAUUAUGUCGGAUGUCGGUAAUUUAUUAUUGCUAAUUUAAUAACCAUUAUAAUAAAUCGUUAUUCGAUCGUCUGCCAGUCGCGGUUGUCGACAAGAGAUCCGUUUGUGUUCGACAAUGGGCUCAGAACAGAGUUCGCAAUCCAACAAUAGUGAUUCGGGUGCAAAGAAUCCAAAACUUAAGAGGGGCAAGUCGGUGCCCGAGAGUUCUUGGCCAAGGAAUUCGCAGGAUGGUCAGCACAGCAGGGCGGCUAGCGCAAACACAUCACCUGGCCACAGUGUGUGCAGCGAUGUCGACUUACCGUACAUAUCGUAUACGGUCAACCGACCAAUAGGAGAUUCACCAAAGAAACCUAGCAUCAUGAGCCGAGGCCGAUCGGUGCAGGUGGAAUCCCAUCGAUCUGUAAAGAAAGCCCCUAAGUCCACGCCUAAACACAACAUUGUGGUGGUCAGGGCAGCUAUUCAAGAAAACCCAGACAUGGAUGAGGACCUAUAUCGAAUGAAGCAAGUACCAUCAUUUUUACCAAUAAUACGUGGCACCGUAUCUUUGCCAGCAGCCAGAGAUCGAGAAGCAUUAGAGAGAAUCGAUUCAAAUGCAUUUUACAGGCUGUGUCAACUUUAUCAAGCCUACAUGAGUCGUUGUGCCAAAGCAGUGACUGCCGAUCAAGCUUUGAUCAAUAAACAAAUUUUGGAGCUUGACAAUGAAACCACACAAGUAUUAAAUUCAUAUGUUGCAUUAUAUAAACAAUAUGCCAAAAUCAAUGAGCAAUUCAAAUGCAUCGAUGACAUGAACAAACAACUGAAUUCUUGUCAUCUAUUGUUAAACAAGACACUAGACUCUGUACAGCUGUUAAAUAAUAAAUUACCUCCAGAUGAACGUUUGGAACCGUUUGUGUGGACGACGGGUUAAACAACGACUGAUCACAUCACCUUCACAUCACCUUUAACUAGUCCCUAACAUAAUAUUUUAUAUACAUUUUAAAGUUUUAUUCCAUUGUUAUUUACUUAUAAUUUUUUUAGUUUUUUAAAAUUUUUGAUCUGUA